AUGUUUGAAUCAAGGGAUGACCGUGGGAGAAAGCCGAUUGAGUUCAGAGCUGUUGAAGCUUUGGGAUCGGGUUUUGAUUUUGCUAGUGAUUUCAGGUUGAAGUUUGUCAAGAAAAGGCCUGAUGGCGGUAAGUUGGUGUACUUGGAUGAGAAGAAUCGGCGGGAUAUCGUGAUUCCGGCGGUCGCUGGCGGUGGUGGAAGUUCAGGGGCUGGACCAGUUAUCCCAGAUGUGUCGCAAAGCAUUAAAUGUGAUAAAGGGGACCGCAUUCGAUUCAAGUCUGAUGUCCUUGAAUUUAAUCAAAUGUCGGAGUUACUAAAUCAGAAAUCGUCAGUGCAGGGCAAAGUUCCUUCAGGAUAUUUGAAUGCUCUUUUUGAUUUAAGUGGAGCCUGGUUGAAUGAUUCUGGAGAUGUGAAACAUCUUGCUUUUGAUGGUUAUUUUAUCUCAUUGUACUAUCUACACCUCACUGCAUCCCCAUUAGUUCUCCAUGACCAAGUGAAGAAAUCUGUACCAUCUCAGUGGGAUCCUGCUAAACUCUCUAGGUUCAUUAAGACCUAUGGAACGCACAUAGUUGUAGGUUUUGCUGUUGGUGGCCAGGAUGUAAUCUGUGUCAAGCAGAAACCCUCGUCAACUAUUUCUCCUGCUGAACUUAAAGGGUAUCUGGAAGACCUUGGAGAUAUUAUUUUCUCUGACGGAAUUAGUACUCUACAGGAGAGAAAAUCAAAGGAUGGAAAGGAAAAGGUUCCCGAGGUUUUCCAUCGUAUGUUACAGUCACAUACCAUGCAGUUUACUAGUAUUACCGAAACGUCAAGCAAAGAUGGACUCACUCUCAUAUGGUCAAAAAGAGGAGGUGAUGUGUUUGCACAAAGUCACUCAAAUUGGCUUCAGACGGUGGCUAGCAACCCAGAAGCCAUUCUCUUCAAACUUGUACCUAUUACUUCUCUACUUACUGGAAUCCCGGGAAGUGGCUAUCUUAGUCAUGCCAUAAACUUGUAUCUUCGCUACAAGCCUUCUUUGGAGGAUUUACAGUAUUUCUUGGAAUUCCAAGUCCCUAGACAGUGGGCACCUCUUUAUUGUGAGCUGCCUCUGAGACAUCAGAUACGGAAUGCUCCAUCUCCUCCAUUGCAGUUCAGUUUCUUAGGUCCAAAAAUUCUUGUGAACUCCGCUCAGGUUUCGAGUGCCAAGAAACCAGUUAUUGGCUUGCGGCUUUAUCUAGAAGGCAGAAAAUGCAAUCGGUUGGCUAUACAUGUGCAGCACCUUUCAAGUCUCCCAAAUACCAUGACAUUCACUUCAGCUGAUGGUAGCAUGCCAAAGCCAUGUCAAUGGCGAGGUUCUGAUGAAUUAGAAUCAGAUCUCCAAUUUCUAGAACCAGUCAGAUGGAAGAAAUUCUCAAACAUAUGCUCUUCUGUGGUAAAACACGAUCCAAGCUGGUUAAAUGGAGAUUCAAGUGGUGUUUUUGUAGUAACAGGUGCACAACUCGUCACCAAGGGGAAUUGGCCAAAGAAUGUACUUCAUCUCCGUUUGCUUUAUACUCACUUACCAAAUUGCUCCAUUCGGAAGACAGAAUGGGCUGUUGCACCCGAAGCUUCGCGCAAGUCCAAUUUUCUCACAAAUCUCAGCACCACAUUUACAUUCACACAGAGAGCAGUCAAUGAUACUCCGAAGCAGCAUCCAGCCGUCCUCAAUUCGGGUGUAUACCCUGAUGGUCCUCCGGUACCAGUUCGAUCCACAAGGCUGCUUAAGUUUGUUGAUACAACAGAAAUUUCAAGAGGACCAUAUGACACACCAGGUCACUGGUUGGUAACUGCAGCUAAGCUGACAACUGAAGGUGGUAAAAUCGGGUUGCAUGUAAAGUUUGCACUGUUGGAUUUUGAACAGGAAGAUUAG
Oldenlandia corymbosa var. corymbosa is the source of this 1884-nucleotide messenger RNA. The record is from the annotation of a GenBank genome assembly. NCBI's taxonomy places the organism in Eukaryota, Viridiplantae, Streptophyta, Magnoliopsida, Gentianales, Rubiaceae.